GAUUUAAACACAAAAAGCAGCUGAACAAGAACCCUGAUCUUUAUUUUUAUUUGCUUCCACCAGGAUACUUUGAGUGACCAAAUUCUCUACCGAUAACUUGGAGAUUCUCUAGCUGCCAUGAUAAUUGUCUCUGCUGGCCUCUUCAAAGACUGUGGCAGAUGUUUCAAAUCCAGCAGUAUAGUUGGUGUUGGCCUGGGUGACACCCUGGCAUAUCGUCAUACAUAUAAGAUCAACCAAGUAUCCUUCUCCAGUUCUAUCCCUUCUUCAUACUAUUGCUGUGCAACACUAUCAAAAACAAUGGAGGAAGCAAAGCAAACAUUUGAUGUAGACAAAGCUGCUGUGCUAGUUAAGGAGCUCAGGAAAACCUUUAGUUCAGGCAAGACUAAGAGCUAUGAAUGGAGAAUGUCACAAUUGGAAAGUAUAUCAAAGAUGAUUGAUGAAAAGGAGAAGGAGAUUAUAGAAGCACUUCAUAAGGACCUAUCGAAACCUGAACUUGAAGCUUUUAUAUCAGAGAUUUCGAUGACAAAAUCCUCAUGUAAGUUGGCUCUUAAAGAACUUAAACAUUGGAUGAUGCCAAAAAAGGUUGAAACUUCAAUGGCAACUUAUCCAUCGUCAGCGAAAAUUGUGUCAGAACCUCUUGGAGUUGUGUUGGUCAUAUCUACCUGGAACUUUCCCUUUUUAUUGUCUCUUGAUCCGGUGAUUGGAGCCAUUGCAGCCGGUAAUGCUGUCGUCCUUAAACCAUCAGAAAUUGCUCCUGCCACAUCAUCACUGCUUGCAAGGUUACUAGUAGAAUAUGCAGACGAAUCUGCCAUAAGAGUUGUUGAGGGUGCUGUUGCUGAGACCUCUGCAUUAUUAGAACAAAAGUGGGAUAAGAUCUUUUUUACAGGUGGGGCGAGAGUAGGGCGCAUUGUGAUGACUGCAGCAGCGAAGCACCUUACACCAGUAACUCUUGAACUUGGAGGAAAGUGCCCGGUUCUUGUUGAUUCUAAUGUUGAUUUACAAGUUACUGCAAGGAGGAUUGUAGCAGGCAAGUGGGCAUGCAACAAUGGACAAGCUUGCAUUGGUGUUGAUUAUAUUAUAACAACAAAAGACUUUGCCCCUCAGUUGAUAGAUGCUCUAAGAAGUGUACUGGAGGAAUGCUUUGGAAAAGAUCCAAUGGAAUCCAAGGACCGUUCUCGCAUUGUAAACUCAUUCCACUUCAUGCGUCUAGUAAAUCUCUUGGAUGAGGAUAAGGUCUCUGAUAAAAUUGUUGUUGGAGGCCAGAGGGACAGGAGCCAUUUGCAAAUAGCUCCAACAAUAUUGUUGGACGUUCCUGAUGACUCACGGAUAAUGCAGGAAGAAAUUUUUGGACCAUUACUUCCCAUAACGACCGUUGAAAAGUUGGAGGAUGCCUUUGACAUGAUAAACAGAAAGCCAAAAGCUCUUGCUGCAUAUCUCUUCAGUGAUGAUGAGCAGAUCGAAAGGAAGUUUGUGCAAAACGUAUCUGCUGGAGGAAUAGCCAUUAAUGACACCAUUCUGCAACUAACGGUUCCCACUUUACCUUUCGGAGGAGUUGGGGAAAGUGGAAUGGGUUCAUACCAUGGUAAAUUCUCUUUCGAUGCUUUUAGCCACAAUAAGGCAGUUUUAUACAGAAGUUUCGCAGGAGAAUCUCCUACUAGGUACCCUCCAUACACACCAGGAAAGCAAAAACAAAUGAAGGCCUUAAUCAGUGGCGACGUAUUUAACAUUAUGCUUGCUUUACUUGGAUGGUUUAAAGACUGAGAAUGCAGACAGAUUUGCUUAUCUCAAUACAAGAUUUCUUAGCUACUUUGCAUUCAAGAUGAACUGUUGGGUAAUUGUAUGAAGUUAGAAUGUCAGAAUAUAUAGUGUAUUGUAAAGGUGCUAAUUGCACCACUCAAGUAUGUACUUGACAUUUGCUCCUUGGUGAUCAGUUUUACCUCUUGAUUUUAACCUCAGGUAAUUUUACCUAUGGUUCUUAUUUCUUUACUAUAGGUAAAAGUAAGCUUUUAGAGAA
Messenger RNA from Theobroma cacao (cacao), 2014 nucleotides. RefSeq names its product aldehyde dehydrogenase family 3 member H1-like. NCBI's taxonomy places the organism in Eukaryota, Viridiplantae, Streptophyta, Magnoliopsida, Malvales, Malvaceae. The record is from RefSeq and is a predicted model, not a curated record. Gene Ontology annotation, biological process: aldehyde metabolic process. Gene Ontology annotation, cellular component: cytoplasm. Gene Ontology annotation, molecular function: aldehyde dehydrogenase (NAD+) activity.